AUGGUAAAACCGCUAACAUUCAAAGGGGACAGGCCCAAAAAGCGCAAACACCGCGACCUCGACACCGGCACCAGCACAAAAACAAAGAUCCUCAAACAAUCCGCGCCAACAGCAGACGCAGCCGAGAAAGAAAUCGACGAACCCCCCGAAGACCAAACAUGGGUAUCAGCCGACGCGCCCUCUGACAUCGCAGGACCGAUCAUCUUCGUGCUCGCAUCAGAGAAACCGACCUGCAUCGCAUGCGACGCGAACGGGAAGGUCUUCGCUAGUCCGCUUGAGAAUCUCAUCGAGGGGGAUCCGGCCACGGCGGAACCGCAUGAUGUUCGGCAGGUGUGGAUUGCGACGAGGGUUGCGGGGAGCGAGGGGAUUAGUUUUAAGGGGCAUCAUGGAAGAUAUCUCAGCUGCGACAAUUACGGCAUCCUCUCCGCAACAGCAUCAGCAAUAUCACACUUUGAAUCUUUCCUUGUCAUCCCCUCCCCAGACAUCCCUGGUACAUUCUCCCUACAGAUCUGCGGCGGGGAAAAGGACAACUUCCUCUGCGUGCGGGAGAAAGAGUCCCCAUCGUCCAAAACCUCGUCGGGCACGGGUUCAGUUGAAAUCCGAGGCGAUGCAACCAGUCUAUCGUUCGAGACGACUCUACGAAUCCGCAUGCAGGCGCGGUUUAAGCCGCGCAUUAAGAUCUCCAAGGAGAUCAAGGCUAGGGAAAAGAUUAGCCGAAAGGAGCUUGAGGAGGCUGUGGGGAGGCGGCUGGAGGAUCAUGAGGUCAGGAGGUUGAAGAAGGCGAGGAGGGAGGGCAAUUAUCAUGAGGAGUUGUUGGAUGUUAGGGUUCGAGGGAAGCAUGAUAAGUUUGCUUGCCAGCCAUUAAAGGAGGAUAGACCAGCCGUUCGGGCAAUUGGCGGUUGA
Molecule: messenger RNA, 903 nt
Organism: Monascus purpureus
Lineage: Eukaryota; Fungi; Ascomycota; Eurotiomycetes; Eurotiales; Aspergillaceae
Source: the annotation of a GenBank genome assembly